AGAUGCUGGUUGCAAGUUUUGGAGAACAGCCAUUUCUGUUUAAUACACCUUUGUAAAUCUUCCACAAGAUUCCUUGAAAAUAGCGUGCACUUGUGAUGGACCAUAGGAAUACUGCUAUGUUAGGAGUGGGUUCUGACUCCGAAGGAUUUUCAAGAAAGAGUCCCUCUGCCAUCAACACUGGAACACUGGUUAGUAAGAGAGAAGUGGAACUAGAGAAUAGCACUAAGGAGGAAGAGGACCUUUGGAGGCGGAAUUGGGACAGAAAUAAUGAGACAGGGAAAAAUGAUGGUUUGACUGAUGCACAGCAACAGUUUUCUGUGAAAGAAACAAAUUUUUCAGAGGGAAAUUUAAAGUUGAAAAUUGGCCUGCAGGCUAAGAGAACUAAAAAGCCUCCUAAAAACUUGGAGAACUAUGUGUGUCGACCUGCCAUAAAAACAAGCAUUAAGCAUCCAAGGAAAGCACUGAAAAGUGGGAAGAUGACAGAUGACAAAAAUGAACUUUGCCCUUCAAAACGAGACCCUUCAAAACUCUACAAGAAAGCAAGUGAUGUUACAGUUGUUGAAUGCCGCUCUGAAGAAGGCAUCCACCUUCAUUCACAGGGAGAAAAUAAUUCUGUGUCAAAGAAGCUUUCUCCACUACACUCUGAGAUGACAGAUUAUGUUAAAUCAGCACCAUCUACUCUUGUUGGUAGCCGUGAUCCUGACUCAAAGGACAGAGCACUACUUAAUGGAGCAACAAGUGUAACAGAAAAACUGGCACAGCUCAUUGCUACUUGUCCACCUUCCAAGUCUUCCAAGACAAAGCCGAAAAAGCUAGGGGCUGGUAUUACAGCAGGAUUGGUUAGCAAAGACUUGAUCAGGAAGCCAGGCAUUGGUCCUAUGGCAGGAAUUAUCCACAAGGACUUGGUUAAGAAACCGACAAUUAGCACAGCAGUUGGGUUGGUAACUAAAGACCCCGGGAAAAAGCCAAUUUUUAGUGCUGCAGUAGGAUUGGUCAGUAAAGACUCUGGGAAAAAACUGGGCACUGGCACUACAACAGUAUUCAUAAAUAAGGACUUAGGAAAGAAACCAGGGACUAUCACUACAGUGGGACUGGUGAGCAGAGAUUCAGGGAAGAAAUUGGGAAUUGGUAUCGUCCCAGGUCUGGUGAAUAAGGAAUCAGGAAAGAAAUUGGGACUUGGUACUGUAGUUGGACUUGUUAAUAAAGAUUCAGUAAAGAAGUUGGGCCCUGCCAUUGGACUGAUUGCAAAGGACUGUGGGAAGAAGACCAUAACAAAUUCAGCAGUGGGAUUGGUUAAUAAGGACCCUGCAAAAAAAUUGGUGACUUGCCCAGUGGCAGGAUUGGUAAGCAAAGAUAUCGUGAAUUUAAAAGCUGAAGCCUUGCUUCCUGCUCAAGAACCACUUAAGGUUUCUUGCAAUACAAAUACUAGUAGUCAUGAAAGUCAGGAGCUUUCUGAAUCCCUGAAAGAUAGUGCCACCAGCAAAACUUUUGAGAAGACUAUUAUACGGCAGAAUAAAGAUAGCAUAUUAGAAAAGUUCUCAAUUCGGAAAGAAAUCAUUACUUUGGACAAAGACAUUUUUAAUGAAGGACCUUGCAUUCAGCAGGACAGUUUUUUAUCCAGUGAAAGGGGGACCUAUGUUGAAACUACAAAGCAUGAGAAGCAGCCUCCAGUAUAUUGCACUUCACCAGACUUUCAAAUGGGAGGUACUUCUGAUGCUUCUACAGCUAAGUCUCCCUUUAGUGCAAUAGGGGAGAGUAAUCUCCCUUCCCCUUCACCAGCCAUGUCUGUUACACCUUUAAACAGAAGUCCUCCUGGAACUUCCUCCCAGCUGGCUACUAAUCCAUUACAUUUAGGUCCUUCUACAGAACUCAUAGAAGGAAUUGCUGAAUCCAUUGGAAAAACCCAAUUCAGUUCUGAAAAUUCCCAUUUGAACCUUGGUCACAGGUCUCUGGUUCAUAGCAUGAACACUGAUUGCAAAGGGAGUGAUAAAGAGUUAAAUGACUCAAAAGCUACUCACACAGACAACCCAAGAAUGGGCUCUUCCAUAGGAAAAAAGCCAAGUCUGGCUUCAGAAUCCAGUAUUCAUGCUACAAUUACCCCCUCAGUUGUUAGUUUCACUAGUUUAUUUAGCAGUAAACCUUUUCUGAAGAUUGGUACAGUAACUGCAUCAGAGAAACACUGCCAAGUUGCUGAAAGCCUGAGCGCUAGUUUGCAGUCCAAACCAUUAAAAAAAAGAAAAGGAAGGAAACCACGAUGGACUAAAGUGGUAGCAAGAAACACAUGCCGGCCUCCAAAAGGGCUAGAAUUAGAAAGGUCAGAGCUUUUUAAAAAUGUUUCUUGUAGCUCUUUGUCAAAUAGCAAUUCCGAGCCAGCCAAGUUUAUGAAAAACAUUGGGCCAUCUUCAUUUGUGGAGCAUGACUUCCUUAAAUGCCGAUUGCCAAAGCUGAGUAAAUCUAGCACAGCUCCAUCUCUUGCCCUGUUAACUGAAACUGACAAGCAGUCUCAUAAGUCCUUUGCCACCCACAAACUUUCCUCUAGUAUAUGCAUGUCUGGUGAUCUUUUACCUGACAUUUAUAAGCCUAAAAGAGGAAGACCUAAAACUAAGGAGAUGCCCCAACUAGAAGGUCCCCCAAAAAGGACCCUAAAAAUCCCAGCCUCUAAAGUCUUUUCAUUGCAGUCAAAAGAAGAGCAAGAGCCCCCGAUUUUGCAGCCAGAAAUUGAAAUCCCUUCCUUCAAGCAAAGCCUAUCAGUAUCGCCUUUCCCAAAAAAGAGAGGAAGGCCAAAAAGACAAAUCAGAUCACCAGUCAAGAUGAAACCACCUGUGCUAUCAGUGGCACCCUUUGUGGCUACUGAAAGUCCAAGCAAACUAGAGGCUGAGAGUGACAAGCAUAGAAGUAGUAGUGACUUCUUUGAAAGAAAAGAUCAACUUCAGGGUCCAGAUGACAGUCAUAAACCAAGUGUCUGUGGUAUGGGUGACCUUGAGAUGGAACCUGAUAAAAAAAUUAGCAAGAGAAACAAUGGCCAAUUAAUGAAAACCAUUAUCCGCAAAAUAAACAAGAUGAAGACUUUGAAGAGAAAGAAACUCCUGAAUCAGAUUCUCUCAAGUUCUGUAGAGUCAAGCAACAAAGGGAAAGUGCAAUCCAAACUCCACAACACAGUGUCAACACUUGCUGCCACUUUUGGCUCCAAACUGGGCCAACAGAUAAAUGUCAGCAAGAAGGGAACCAUUUAUAUAGGAAAGAGGCGAGGCCGGAAACCAAAAGCUGUGUUGAAUGGCAUCUUAACUAGUAGCCCAACUGGUCUGGCUGUCCUAGAGAAAACAGCUCAUCAGGCAGCUGGGACAGCAUUAGGACAAAUUCUCCCCCCUCUCUUGCCUUCAGCAGCAAGUAGUUCUGAGGUUCUUCCAUCCCCCAUCUGUUCUCAGUCUUCUGGGACCAGUGGGGGCCAAAGUCCUGUCAGCAGUGAUGCAGGAUUUGUUGAGCCCAGUCCAGUGCCAUAUUUACAUAUACACUCCAGACAGGGCAGUAUGAUUCAGACACUUGCUAUGAAGAAGGCUUCAAAGGGAAGGAGGCGAUUAUCUCCUCCUACUUUGUUGCCAAAUUCUCCUUCUCACUUGAGUGAACUCACUUCUCUUAAGGAAGCUACUCCUUCUCCAAUUAGUGAGUCUCAUAGUGAUGAGACCAUUCCUAGUGAUAGCGGGAUUGGAACAGAUAAUAAUAGCACAUCAGACAGGGCAGAAAAGUUUUGUGGGCAGAAAAAGAGGAGACAUUCUUUUGAACAUGUUUCUCUCAUCCCCCCUGAAACCUCCACAGUCCUAAGUAGUCUCAAAGAAAAACAUAAACACAAGUGUAAACGCAGGAGUCAUGAUUACCUCAGUUAUGACAAAAUGAAAAGACAGAAGCGAAAACGGAAAAAGAAGUAUCCCCAGUUACGAAACAGACAGGAUCCAGACUUCCUUGCUGAGCUGGAGGAACUCAUAAGUCGUUUAAGUGAAAUUCGGAUCACUCAUCGAAGUCAUCAUUUUAUCCCCCGUGAUCUCCUACCCACUAUUUUUCGAAUUAACUUUAACAGUUUCUAUACGCACCCCACUUUUCCCUUAGACCCGUUGCACUACAUUAGAAAACCUGACUUAAAGAAAAAAAGAGGGAGGCCCCCCAAGAUGAGGGAAGCAAUGGCUGAAAUGCCUUUUAUGCAUAGCCUUAGUUUCCCUCUCUCUAGUACUGGGUUUUACCCCUCUUAUGGCAUGCCUUAUUCUCCCUCUCCACUUGCAGCUGCUCCCAUAGGAUUAGGAUACUAUGGAAGGUACCCUCCAACUCUUUAUCCACCACCUCCCUCUCCUUCUUUCACCACUCCUUUGCCACCUCCUUCUUACAUGCAUGCUGGUCAUUUGCUUCUCAAUCCUGCCAAAUACCACAAAAAGAAACAUAAGCUGCUUCGUCAGGAGGCCUUUCUUACAACAAGUAGGACACCCCUUCUCUCCAUGAGCACCUACCCCAGCGUCCCUCCUGAGAUGGCUUAUGGUUGGAUGGUGGAGCACAAACACCGGCACCGUCACAAACAUAGAGAACACCGUUCUUCUGAGCAACCCCAGGUUUCCAUGGACACUUUAGCUACCAAUAGCUCUUCUAGAACUGUCCUAGAAUCCUUGAAGCGCUACCGGUUUGGCAAAGAUGCUGUUGGGGAACGAUAUAAACACAAAGAGAAGCAUCGUUGUCACAUGUCCUGUCCUCAUCUGUCCCCAUCAAAAAGCUUAUUAAGCCGAGAGGAGCAGUGGGUCCACCGAGAGCCUUCAGAAUCCAGUUCUUUGGCAUUGGGGUUACAGACACCUUUACAGAUUGACUGUUCAGAAACAUCUCCAGGUUUGUCCCUGGGAGGUUUCACGCCCAGCUCUGAGCCAGCCAGCAGUGAUGAACAUACAAACCUUUUCACAAGUGCAAUAGGCAGCUGCAGAGUAUCAAACUCUACUAACAUGAGUGGCCGGAAGAAACUGACUGACAGCCCAGGACUCUUUACUGCACAGGACACUUCACUAAAUCGGCCUCUCAGAAAGGAAACUUUGCCUUCCAACGAAAGGGCACUGCAGAGUUUGACAGGCUCCCAGGCAGCCCUAGACAAGCCCUCCCAAAGGCCAUCAGAGAGCACAAACUGCAGCCCUACCCGAAAGAGGUCUUCAUCAGAGAGCACUUCUUCAACAGUGAUCGGAAUCCCUACCCGAGGUACAAGAUUAGGAACAUCUAUGGAUGACUCUGUGGAUAGUCUGCUACAGCGAAUGGCACAACAUGAAAGCCAAGGGACCUUAGAGAAGAAUAUUGAUGCUGUCAUUGCCACAGUCUCCAUCCCACCUUCCUCAAGCCCAGGCCAUACCCACAGUAGGGAACGAGGUCUGGGGAAAUCAGACAGCCUGCUAGUACCCGCAGCACCUAGUGACCCCUGCAGUAAUACCACCAUCUCACUCCUCUCUGAGAGGUUGCCAAGCAGCUGUUCCCCCCAUCAUCUCAAGAGGAGUGUGGUAGAAGCCAUGCAACGCCAAGCCCGGAAAAUGUGCAAUUAUGACAAAAUCUUGGCCACCAAGAAAAACCUGGACCAUGUCAAUAAAAUCUUAAAAGCCAAAAAGCUUCAAAGACAGGCAAGGACAGGUAAUAAUUUUGUGAAGCGCAGACCAGGCCGACCUCGGAAGUACCCCCUCCAGGCUGUGGUGUCAAUGCAGGCAUUCCAGGCUGCCCAGUUUGCCAGCCCAGAAUUAGAUGAAGGGGAGGAAGGUGGAGCACUGCAUCUUGGUCCUGAUACAGUUACAGAUGUCAUUGAGGCUGUUGUUCAGAGUGUGAACCUGAACCCAGAACUUAGGAAAGGAUGGAAAAGGAAAAGUUGGCUUCUGGAAGAAGAGGCAAGGAAAAGACAGAAGAUACUUCCAGAGGAAGAACAGGAGAAUAAUAAAAGCUUUCCUGAGACAACAAUUGAAUCUCCUAGUCCUCCAGAAGCCCCACCAAAACCACCUGAACCUGAGAAUACCCUACAGCCUUUGCCUUCUCUUAUUCCACGGGAAAAGAAGGCCCCUCGCCCCCCAAAGAAAAAAUAUCAGAAAGCAGGGCUCUAUUCUGAUGUAUACAAAACUACAGACCCAAAGAGCCGGCUGAUACAAUUAAAGAAAGAAAAACUGGAGUACACUCCUGGAGAGCAUGAGUAUGGAUUAUUCCCAGCCCCUAUUCAUGUUGGAAAAUAUCUGAGACAAAAGAGAAUUGACUUUCAGCUUCCAUAUGAUAUCCUCUGGCAAUGGAAACACAAUCAGCUAUAUAAAAAGCCAGAUGUCCCACUAUACAAAAAAAUCCGUUCAAAUGUCUACGUUGAUGUCAAACCUCUUUCUGGCUAUGAGGCUACCACCUGCAACUGUAAAAAACCAGAUGAUGGCAAUAGGAAGGGUUGUAUGGAUGACUGUCUCAACAGAAUGAUCUUUGCUGAAUGCUCCCCCAAUACCUGCCCCUGUGGGGAGCAAUGCUGUAAUCAGAGGAUACAAAGGCAUGAGUGGGUGCAGUGUCUUGAGCGGUUCCGAGCUGAGGAGAAGGGCUGGGGGAUCCGGACCAAAGAACCUUUGAAAGCUGGCCAGUUCAUCAUCGAAUACUUGGGAGAAGUUGUCAGUGAGCAGGAGUUCAGGAACCGAAUGAUUGAACAAUACCAUAAUCACAGUGACCACUACUGCCUAAAUCUGGACAGUGGAAUGGUGAUUGACAGCUACCGCAUGGGCAAUGAGGCCCGCUUCAUCAACCACAGCUGUAACCCAAAUUGUGAAAUGCAAAAAUGGUCUGUCAAUGGAGUCUACCGGAUUGGGCUCUAUGCCCUGAAAGAUAUGCCAGCUGGUACUGAACUCACCUAUGACUACAAUUUUCAUUCCUUUAAUGUUGAGAAACAGCAACUUUGUAAGUGUGGUUUUGACAAAUGCCGAGGUAUCAUUGGGGGCAAGAGCCAACGCAUGAAUGGACUCACCAGCAAAAGCACCCAACCUGUGACCACACACAGACGUCCAGGACGGUCAAAAGAGAAGAGGAAAUCCAAGCACAAGUUGAAGAAGAGGAGAGGCCAUCUUUCUGAGGAGCCUAAUGAAAAUGUCAACACACCAACCAGAAUGACCCCCCAACUGCAAAUGAAGCCGAUGUCCAACCGCGAAAGGAACUUUGUGUUAAAACAUCAUGUAUUCCUGGUCCGGAACUGGGAGAAAAUCAGACAGAAGCAAGAGGAGGUAAAACACACCAGCGACAAUAUCCAUUCGGCUUCCUUGUACACCCGCUGGAAUGGUAUCUGCCGAGAUGAUGGAAACAUCAAAUCUGAUGUCUUCAUGACCCAGUUCUCCGCCUUGCAGACAGCCCGCUCAGUACGGACAAGGAGGUUGGCAGCUGCGGAGGAGAACAUCGAAGUGGCCCGGGCAGCACGCCUGGCCCAGAUAUUCAAAGAGAUAUGUGACAGCAUCAUCUCUUACAAAGAUUCCUCCCGACAGGCAUUGGCAGCUCCACUGUUGAACCUUCCCCCAAAGAAAAAGAAUGCUGAUUAUUAUGAGAAGAUAUCUGACCCCUUAGAUCUCAUCACCAUUGAGAAGCAGAUCCUGACAGGUUAUUACAAGACAGUGGAGGCGUUUGAUGCUGACAUGCUCAAGGUCUUCCGGAAUGCUGAGAAAUACUAUGGGCGCAAGUCCCCAAUUGGGAGAGAUGUAUGUCGACUACGCAAAGCAUACUACAAUGCACGUCAUGAGGCAUCAGCUCAAAUUGAUGAGAUUGUGGGGGAAACAGCAAGUGAGGCAGACAGCAGCGAAACCUCAGUCUGUGAGAAGGAAAAUGGGCACGAGAAGGAUGAUGAUGUUAUCCGCUGUAUCUGCGGCCUCUACAAGGAUGAAGGCCUCAUGAUCCAGUGUGACAAGUGCAUGGUGUGGCAGCACUGUGAUUGCAUGGGAGUAAACUCAGAUGUAGAGCACUACCUCUGUGAACAAUGUGAUCCAAGGCCUGUGGAUAGGGAGGUGCCCAUGAUACCUCGGCCCCAUUAUGCCCAGCCUGGCUGCGUCUACUUCAUCUGUCUGCUCCGGGAUGACCUGCUCCUACGUCAAGGUGACUGUGUGUACCUGAUGCGAGACAGUCGGCGAACCCCUGAUGGCCACCCAGUCCGUCAAUCUUAUCGAUUAUUAUCCCACAUCAACCGAGAGAAACUUGACAUCUUCCGCAUUGAGAAGCUUUGGAAGAAUGAAAAAGAGGAGCGGUUUGCCUUUGGUCAUCAUUAUUUUCGUCCUCACGAAACCCACCACUCCCCAUCACGUCGAUUUUAUCACAACGAGCUUUUCCGAGUACCACUAUAUGAAAUCAUUCCUCUGGAGGCUGUGGUGGGGACUUGUUGUGUGUUGGACCUGUACACAUACUGUAAAGGGAGGCCCAAAGGAGUGAAGGAACAGGACGUAUACAUCUGUGACUACCGACUUGAUAAAUCAGCCCACCUGUUCUACAAGAUUCACCGGAACCGCUACCCCGUCUGCACCAAACCCUAUGCCUUCGAUCACUUCCCCAAGAAGCUCACUCCCAAGAGAGAUUUCUCACCUCAUUAUGUCCCAGACAACUACAAGAGGAAUGGAGGAAGGUCAUCUUGGAAGACAGAACGUUCAAAGCCACCCAUCAAGGACCUAGGCCAAGAGGAUGAUGCCCUGCCACUCAUUGAAGAAGUACUGGCCAAUCAAGAGCAAGCAGCCAAUGAGAUGCCCACCCUGGAGGAACCUGAUCGGGAGGUGGCAUCUGGUGAAACAACAGAGGGUGAAAAGAAAGCAGAUGAAGGUAGACAGGAGCCUCAGAGGUCCUGCACACCUGAAGAGAGGCGACACAGCCAACGGGAGCGACUCAACCAGAUUCUGCUCAAUCUCCUUGAAAAGAUCCCUGGGAAAAAUGCCAUUGAUGUGACAUACUUGCUGGAGGAAGGAUCAGGAAGAAAGCUUCGGAGACGUACUCUGCUUAUCCCAGAGAGCAGCUUCCGAAAGUGACCAUCGGCGGGGGCCAGACCUCAAGCUUCUGGGACCCAUUGAGGGCCAGUCAACCCAACCUCCUGACCCAGCUUCCACUUGAGUGUAAACAGGGAUAAGAAGAGGACCCUCCAGGCAGGGGAUUAGGACCAUGAAGCUGACAUUAGGUACUGAAUGGAGAAGAUGAAAGAGAGAGCUGUCCAAGACAGACUAGCUUAAUUUAUUUUCCUCUCCACAUCCCCCACCAGAGGAAAACUAAUAGAGGGUUAGAACAGGGGAAGGGCUGCACAUUCGAGCCUAUUGGCACUUUUGCCCCCCCUUUCCUUAGACCUGGCUUUUCUUGCACCCUUCUCCAACUUUAUGGGCACUGCCAGAGGGCAUCCCUGACUCAAAGUCCAUGGUCUCACCCCAGCCGUCCUUAGCUCCUAGAGCUCCCACAGGGACCCAGAAAAGACAGCAGCCAAGGUUUCCUCCCAGCUACAAAAAAAAAAAAAAGUUUAUCUUCCCUCCUUAACCCAGCUAGUUCAAAGUAAAAUAUAAGUCAAGUCUAAAGCACUUGUAACUACCACCCACCUCCCUCCCCUUUACUCUGACUUGUACCCCCCCACCCUCACCCAUGGGGUCUUGGCAUAUAAGGAGAGCCCCCAGGGGAUCAGGGAGGAGGUGGGCACAUCAAGUGUAAUUAUAAUUGUUUUGCCCUUUGUUCCCUACAGACCAGAUUUUUUUUUCUUAAAGGGAAGGCCAGGCCCUGCCAGCACACCGCAUUGUUUGUUUUUGAAGCGCUGUGGUUCUUAUGUGUCUGAUGUGCUGUGCAAAUGGAUAUCCAUUUAAAAAAAAAAAAACUUUUAAAAAACACAAAUGAAAAACUCUAAUCCUCCCCCCAUGUCACUACAUGAAAUGUCAAGCAGUAUUCAACUACCAGAGUAUUUGUUGUGAGCUGUAGAUUAUCAACUGAAAACACUACUCUUGUGUUCUUAACUGUACAGUCAAAUUAUCCAUCUCUUAAAGAGACAGUGUGUAUUUCUCUUCUCUCAGUCACAUCUCUACUUCCCUUUACCGUCCUGAAUGUCUAAGAUGAAGUUGGUAUAGGGGCUCCCCUACCCAAGCACCUCUCUUUUUUCCCAUUUUCCUUCUGGCCAGGGAUUGCUAGAAUACACUGUCUCUUUAAAAAAAAAAAUUUUUUUUUUUAAGCUUUGCUUUGUUGUCCUCUCAGACGUACAUAUGCAUAUACGUUUUAGAUGUUCUUAUGAGAAAAAAAGACCGUUUUUAAAUGUGCCAAGUUGUAUAUAUAUAAUAUAUAUAUAUAUAUAUCUGCUGCGUGAUUGGUAAGCAAUACAAUAGUUAACUUGUCCCUAUUCCUUUUUUUAAAUAUUGGACCAAUGCAGUCCUAAAUGUACAUUUCCCCUUAUAAUGACAACUCUCUCUCUCUCUCUUUCUCUCUCUCUCUCUCUCUCUCUCUCUCUCUCUGAUUCCUUUAGGU
Trichosurus vulpecula (common brushtail) is the source of this 10461-nucleotide messenger RNA. RefSeq names its product ASH1 like histone lysine methyltransferase (gene ASH1L). The record is from RefSeq and is a predicted model, not a curated record. Lineage: Eukaryota; Metazoa; Chordata; Mammalia; Diprotodontia; Phalangeridae. Gene Ontology annotation, molecular function: DNA binding; protein binding; histone methyltransferase activity. Gene Ontology annotation, cellular component: nucleus.